AUGGCUGUCCUUCCAGGCCGGCGCUACGGUGAGCCUGCCUGGCGUAACACGGCACUGCACAGUGAGGACGACCGAGCCUUGGGGCACAACGGGAGCUACGAAGAAGACAGACUUGGCAAGCAAGAUCCCAUGCACGCUGCACCAAUGGACAGUAAGAUUUCUACGCUGAGAGAACGAACGCCCAUGAGUACUUUCAAAAGUGCAGUUGUACACUUUGAUUCCCCAGCAUAUCUCAUUGACAAAACAGCAGUGGUCACCGUUGUCGUGGGACUCUCACCGGAGAGAUGCUGGGUUGUUCAUGAACAACUCUUGACCUCUGCCUCACGCUUUGUAAAAACUGCCCUCACACCCGGCUUCAGAGAGAGCGAAGAGAGAACAAUUCGACUCCCUGAGGAAGAUCCGGACGUGUUUGACCUAUUCGUCAACUACCUGUAUACAUCUACGACCGGAGGCCUCUCGCUGGAUAUGCGACUCCGGUUAUACGUGCUGGCCGAUCGGUUGCAGGCAGUCGUUCUAGGUGACAGCAUCCGUGCGACUCUCGAUGGCAUUACCUGCAGGUUCCUUAGUGAGGCGCAACUAGAGUACGUCCUCGAGCACACCAGACCCGGAGACCUUCUACGGCGCUCUUGCAUCCUACGCUUGGGAGAGGUGAUUCGUGCAGGGCCCUACUUUCUACUCAGUGACGGGUUCGCGAGGCUUCUCUGCGAAAAGUAUGCUGGCGAAAUCUUUGCCGAUAUGAUAAACAAGUACGACCAGAUUAUCAUGGAGCCGGCUGAAGAGGAUGGAAGCACUGUAAUGAGCUUAUUGACCCCAGAUGUGCUCGCAGGUCCAAAGGUGCAAGAUGAGCCCGAGGCCUACCGCCGUUUAUCAGGGCAGGAUAGGUAA
Cladophialophora yegresii CBS 114405 is the source of this 885-nucleotide messenger RNA. RefSeq lists its product as uncharacterized. Gene Ontology annotation, molecular function: protein binding. NCBI's taxonomy places the organism in Eukaryota, Fungi, Ascomycota, Eurotiomycetes, Chaetothyriales, Herpotrichiellaceae. The record is from RefSeq and is a predicted model, not a curated record. The transcript has 2 exons. The coding region runs from base 1 to 885 and encodes 294 amino acids.